AUGUCUCUUCAAUCCUACAUUGACAAGAAAGUUCUUGUCAUUACCGUCGAUGGGCGCACACUUGUUGGUACUUUACUAUCCUGCGACCAAGUCACCAAUAUUGUUCUCAACGAUACUGUGGAGCGCAUCAUUCGCCCAGCAGACGACCCCGAACCAAGUUCCCAGGUCAGCCAUGGCCUCUAUCUUGUAAGAGGUGACAACAUCACCAUCGUGGGUCUAGUCGAUGAAGAGUUGGACGACAGUAUAGACUGGGAGAAAGUCAGAGGCGAAGUUAUCGGCACCACGAAACAUGUGUGA
Molecule: messenger RNA, 297 nt
Organism: Exophiala spinifera
Lineage: Eukaryota; Fungi; Ascomycota; Eurotiomycetes; Chaetothyriales; Herpotrichiellaceae
Exons: 2
Coding region: 1-297 (98 amino acids)
Biological process (GO): mRNA splicing, via spliceosome
Cellular component (GO): U6 snRNP; U4/U6 x U5 tri-snRNP complex; precatalytic spliceosome
Molecular function (GO): RNA binding
Source: RefSeq, a predicted model, not a curated record